Poecile atricapillus (Black-capped chickadee) is the source of this 717-nucleotide messenger RNA. Its product is annotated as putative polyketide hydroxylase. Lineage: Eukaryota; Metazoa; Chordata; Aves; Passeriformes; Paridae. The coding region runs from base 142 to 528 and encodes 128 amino acids. The transcript has 3 exons. The record is from RefSeq and is a predicted model, not a curated record.
AGAGGAGGCCGACAGGGGGGACGGGGGUCGGCGGCGCCCGGGCAGGGCUGUCGGCUCCGCCGGGCUCCGCUCCGCCGCUGCCCGCCGCGCUGGUGCAGGAGCGGGCGGCGCUUCCUUCCCUGCCCCCGGGGAGCGGGAGGCAUGCGCCGCAGGGCUCCGGCGGGGAGGCGGGGAGGGACCGCACCGGGCCGGGGCACAAAGGCGGCGGCGGCCGCUGGCCCUGAGAGCCGGCGCGGAGCGGAGGGAGGGCGGCGGGAGCCCGGUAACGAUCGUAACGGAAGGGCCGCCGGGGGAAAGGGGCACCGCGGCCUCCUGCAGCAGCCCCGCGGCCAGGGCCCGGCUCCAAACCGCGGUCCCGGCGCGGAGCAGGAAAACAGCAGCGGAAAGAACGAGGUGCGGGUUUUCCCUGAGGACACACUGCCAACCCUGUGCUAUCAUCCCUGUGCUUCCAGAGCAGAACCAAGCUGUGGGAUGCUUCCUAUCGGGACACCCGUUUCAACCUGUUCAUUCCUAAAACACACAGAAUAAUACAGAGCCGAUAAGACAUUUGCCUGUGUGUUCUUGUCCCUGGGAUAUGUAACAUGCUUUUAUGUUCUGAUCUGGCUCGCUUGAACGAGACUGCUGAAAACAGCACAGCCAGCAGCUGUGUGCAGGAGGAAACAAUGGACUUGCUUUUCCUUCACUGCAGAAUUGCAGCCUGGAGGUGAGGAAACUUUG